GAAACUUCCUAUUUUGCUUCGUCGCGAAUCAAUUAAACUGCUCCGGAGAAAGCAGCGAUCGAAACCCCAAAAACCUCAAUUCUAUUGCAUAAACUUGGAAAUCGUUCGUAAGUUUUUGCCCCCUCCUCUGAAGCCAUUGAGAAGCAAGCUGUUACGCUUGGGGUCAAGAAUUUUCUUAGCCUCGUGGCACAAUCCAAGAUAUCAAACUCCGGUGCUGAAUCGUAGUUUUUCCGGGAUUAUAAGUUCAUGGCAACUGCAACUAUGGCCACGGCUGCUGGUGCUGCUGCACUUCUAUAUUAUACAUUGAACCGUAAAUUGCAGUCAAGCAGAGAUCAAGGGGAUGGAGAUGUCAAUAGUAAUGACACUUCCAGUCAUGCUCUUCUGGGAGGUGAUCGAGUUUCCCAUAGACUGAUUCAAGCGCCUGCUACAUGGCUUGAGACAAUUUCAACAUUAUCAGAGACCCUUAGGUUUACGUACUCGGAGACUCUUGGAAAGUGGCCCAUUGGGGAUUUGGCAUUUGGAAUUAACUUUCUCUUAAAGAGACAGGGAAACUUACAUGUAGGCAGUGUAUUUGGCAAUGAAGGCAGUAUUCAGCUUGAGGGAACUGAAAUAAUUUCUGAGCUGAAGUACCUCUUGCAUUUGUUGACUUUGUGCUGGCACUUCUCAAAAAAGCCAUUUCCGCUGUUUCUAGAAGAGACUGGUUUUUCUAAGGAAAAUGUUCUCCUUCAGGAACCAAAAGCAGGAAUUUUGAAGCCUGCUUUUACCAUUAUAGUAGACCAUACAACAAAAUGUAUUCUUCUGUUGAUUCGUGGAACACACAGUAUCAAAGACACUCUUACAGCUGCCACUGGAGCUGUGGUGCCAUUCCAUCAUAGUGUUGUGCAUGAGGGAGGGGUUAGCAAUUUAGUUCUAGGAUAUGCACAUUGUGGAAUGGUUGCAGCUGCUCGUUGGAUUGCAAAGCUAUCUACUCCUUGUCUUUUGAAAGCACUUGGUCAAUAUUCUGGUUAUAAUAUUAAGGUUGUGGGGCACUCUUUGGGUGGAGGAACAGCUGCACUUCUAACUUAUAUUUUAAGAGAGCAGAAGGAAUUAUCUAUCACUUCUUGUGUUACAUUUGCCCCAGCUGCUUGUAUGACAUGGGAACUAGCAGAAUCAGGCAAUGAAUUUAUCACUUCUGUUAUUAAUGGAGCUGAUUUGGUGCCGACCUUCUCAGCUGCUUCAGUAGAUGACUUGCGCGCUGAGGUGACUGCUUCUGCCUGGGUAAAUGAUCUGAGAAAUCAAAUUGAGCGCACUCGAAUUCUUAGCACUGUUUACCGUUCUGCUUCUGCAUUGGGAUCCCGUCUCCCAUCCAUGGCCAGUGCUAGAGAAAAAGUUGCUGGUGCAGGGGCAAUUCUGAGACCAGUCUCUAGUGGCACACAGGUUGUGAUGAGGAGAUGCCAGACCAUGGCUCAGGCAGCAUGGACACGACCUUCACUCCAUUUAUCAUCUUGGUCAUGCAUAGGCCCACGCCGUAGAGCCAUGACUUCUCACUCAGUGGCGGAAGAAGGUGGAAAUUCUCCAAAGUCAUCUCCAAGAAAAACGGAAUCCUGUGGGCCACUUAGAUCACCCCCUCACGAAACUGUUGAAGCCAUUGAACUUCCUGAAUCUUCAGCUACAGGGAUUCAGUGGACUAAUGAAAUUGAAUGUUCCUAUUCGGAGGAGAUAAAUCCUCAUGGUAUAGCAGAGGAGCCUGAUGAUGGUCAAGCCCUCAUGGGCCAUAUUCAACAUGAACAAAUGACGGAAGUUGAGUUAUGGCAGCAACUUGAGCAUGAACUUUAUGAUGAGAGUGAGACUGAUGUGGCCAAGGAAAUAAGGGAAGAAGAAGCUGCUGCUAUGGCAGAAGUAGGAGAGUCGGACGGGUCUGUGUCUGAAAUGAAGGAAGCACACAGAUUCUUUCCUGCAGGGAAGAUCAUGCACAUUGUCGAUAUUCAAUCAGAUGCCGUUGAUUGCGAAAGCGACAGCAGCUCCACGUCCAGCAAUAGCCCAUCAGCAGAGUCCAAUAUUGGUAUUUUCCUUACACCAAGAUCACUCUACAGCAAACUCAGAUUGUCACAGACAAUGAUAAGUGACCACUACAUGCCAGCUUACAGAAGACAGAUUGAAAAGUUAAUUAAAGAAUUUGAAAAAGGAGACUUGUUAUAGUCAAACUCAUGGGGUGGAGAGGUAGUUUUAUAGAGAAAUCUGACACAUUUUCUUCAGCACUGCUGUACAGAAUAGGAUUUGUUGCCCUACCCCAAUUGAUUUUGAAAACAAAUUUGCUUAAAAACAAGAAUUUUCCAUUGAACGAGGUAAUUACUUGUUGGCAGAGCUCAAUGUCCUUUCGAGUAUAAUGACACAACACAAGGCAAGCUGCUUUCAGAAUGUUGUUAUUGUUGAUGCAAAGAUCUUUCAGUUUCUCAAAGCUGCUGAUUCUUUGAUCUGCUUCUCUUCCAAGGUUUAUUUGCUGGUUGUUAGACAACUUGUAGCCUGUCUUAUUCCAGAAGAAGCAACCGAAAAAUAACACUGAACCUGCAAACUGGACUUUUGUAAUUAGUGUUUGACAUGAAUAGCUGCCCAAGUGAUUCAAAAUUGCUAUUUUAA
Momordica charantia (bitter melon) is the source of this 2616-nucleotide messenger RNA. RefSeq names its product Alpha/Beta hydrolase fold-containing protein. The record is from RefSeq and is a predicted model, not a curated record. Lineage: Eukaryota; Viridiplantae; Streptophyta; Magnoliopsida; Cucurbitales; Cucurbitaceae. Gene Ontology annotation, biological process: lipid catabolic process.